This is a messenger RNA of Lathyrus oleraceus (garden pea), 849 nucleotides long. RefSeq lists its product as uncharacterized. The record is from RefSeq and is a predicted model, not a curated record. The transcript has a single exon. Lineage: Eukaryota; Viridiplantae; Streptophyta; Magnoliopsida; Fabales; Fabaceae. The coding region runs from base 1 to 849 and encodes 282 amino acids.
AUGUCUACUGGAUUUGUCCUACUUCUUCUGUAUGUUGAUGAUAUGAUUAUUACUGGUUCUAAUAAUGCUUCGAUUCAAAGCCUUAAACAGCUGUUACAAGCAUCGUUUCAUAUGAAAGAUCUUGGUAAUUUGCAUUACUUUCUUGGUCUUGAAGUUCACUCUACAUCUAAGGGUAUAUUCCUCCAUCAACACAAGUAUGCCACCAAUUUAAUUUAUAUGGCUGGUCUCCAAUCGGCUAAUCCAGUGGAUACUCCUCUCGAGGUUAAUGUUAAAUAUCUUCGUGAUGAUGGUGAUCUCUUGCCUGAUCCCUUAUUGUAUCGUCAACUCGUGGGUAACCUUAAUUACUUGAUUAUUACUCUCUUGGACAUAUCUUUUGCUGUUCAACAAGUAAGUCAAUUCAUGCACUCUCCUCGCCACCUUCACUUGGCAACAGUUCGUCACAUGAUUUGUUACUUGAAGGGAAGCUCUCAUCGUGGUUUAUUCUUUCCUAGUGGAGUUGCUCCUAAAUUAAGUGUUUAUAGUGAUGUCGAUUGGGCAGGGUGUCCUGAUACUCGACGAUUUGUCACUGAUUGGUACAUGUUUCUUGGAUCUUCAUUGAUCUCAUGGAAAAGUAAGAAACAAGCGAGAGUCUCUAAAUCUUCUACUGAAUCUCAGUAUCGUGCCAUGUCUGUUGCUUGUUCUGAAAUAAUUUGGCUUCGUGGUCUUUUGGCUGAACUUGGGUUUCCUCAAAUAGAGCCAACUUCACUUUAUGCUGACAAUACAAGUGCCAUCCAAAUUGUUGCGAAUCCUGUUUUUCAUGAACACACCAAACAUAUCGAAGUUGAUUGUCACUCAAUCUGUGACGCAUAG